Paramuricea clavata is the source of this 18471-nucleotide messenger RNA. The record is from the annotation of a GenBank genome assembly. NCBI's taxonomy places the organism in Eukaryota, Metazoa, Cnidaria, Anthozoa, Malacalcyonacea, Plexauridae.
UAAUAAAAAAACUUUUUGUCCCUUACAGCUGGUAAAGAAUGUAAAUUUGAACAUAAGUACAUUUGUGGCAUUCAAGAUUGCAACUGUCGUUAUGUCAGUGAAAAUGGAGUCAGUGUUUCAAGUCUUUAUAGACGAUUUUUAGCCAUGUUUUCCCAAGACGAAAAGGAAUUUCCAGUUUGUGAUAAAUGCGACGUAUUUUGCAGCAAGUAAGUAUAGUUGUGGUUCGUUUAGAAAAUCCUUUAGGAAGUGAACAGAAUGAGGUGUUAUAUAGUUUUAAGUUUAAAUGAGCUGUCGAUAUAUCUAAAUAAUCAUAACGAUCUGUUGUCUUUAGAGAGAAACACAUCAACUGUCAUCAUGGUGCUUGUGAUAAACAAAAGGGAUGUAUUUGUCGUGAUUGUUGGACUGGUGAAACGUGCUCAAAAUACCGUAAGUUAAAAAUUUUUCACUUCUUUGAAUGUCUUGAUAACAACUGGUAUAACAAUGAUAGAUUUACAUUGAAGUAUAUAUAGUAAAACAACGAAUGCCAUCGACAAUCUUCACUACAUUAAAAUCUAUAUGCAUGUUUCCAUGUACUAUUAUAUAUAGUGAUUAACUUUAUAUCUAUGUUUUCAUGCAUGUGCAACUAUAUUGAUGAACUUACCUAUGUUUUCAAUUCACGUACAACUUUUUUGAUCAACUUAUCUGAGAUGAUGCUUGCAUGUAUAGGGGUGAUUAAAAAUUUGGACACCUGUCCUCUCCAGGGCCCCCCUCAAAAAGGGGUUACGUUUUUUUCGGUAAGGAACACGUCCCAAAAAUUUCCAAACACUAGUUUCAGAUAAUGGGGGCUUAAAAAUACUUUUUCAGACUUUUUCGACCUCAAUUUUUCAGAACAUUCCUUAAUAUUUAACACAUUCCGCAAUUCCAGCAUUCCGGGGGCCCCUCUGGGCAAGUUGGGCCCCCUUUUUUUACUUUACUUUGGGGUGUUACAUUCCAUCCCCCCCCCACCCCACCCCAGUAGUUUCGACCCCUGAUUGGUUCUCUUGUUUAUGUUUACAUGUAUAUUGAUUAACUUUCAUGUACUAUUACAAUAUUGGUCAACUUCAUGUACUAUUACUAUGUUGAUCAUCUUGUCUGUGUUUAUACAUGUACUACUUUACUGAUCAACUUAUCUAUAUGAUUUGUAAUCAGUGGUGACUUUCGGCAAUUUUGAUUUUGACUAAAUUCUAAAAAUUGAAAACAGAAUUUUGUAGAACUUUCAGGAUUUCACUCUUCUGCUGCAGUUGAUUGGCGCGAAUUUCCCUCCUUUUUUCAAGUUCUAAAAUAUUUUGCCACAACGUGAGAAAACAUACCUUUUCAGAAAUAAAUACCCACAAUUUAAUUUUUUCAUCACAUGCCCGCUGUCUCAAUAUUCCCACCUUUUUUGACGUUGUCUAGUUUUUCAUGAAAAGUGGAAAUCGCAAAUUUCCCACCUUUUUUGCGUUUACCACUUCGUUAACAAAACCCGCGAAAAAGUUACCUUUUUUGAAAUUGAACCCUUUAACGCCAGAAUUAAUACGCCACACACACUGACCUUACCCAGAGUGCCCCUUAGUGUUAAUGAAGGUAGGGUUGGGCGAUAUUAAAAAAAUCAUCUCACGAUUAUUGUCAAGGAAAUUAUCACGAUAUUCGAUAAUAUCGCGAUAAAUGCAACAAAAACAAUGACCCCUUUUUUUCAAUUUUAAUUAGUAUCAAAGCAUAGUAAGCUUAUAUAUAAGGUAAUAUGAAGGCUUUUUUAGUCCAUAAACCAGAACUGUCCAUGCAGUGUCUACUGUGUCUCCGCUGGCACAAAUGCCGUGGGCACACGGCGCAGGCAAUCAGCAGAUUAAUAUAUAAAUAUCAGUUAGCUUUUGUAUCGUAUUAAAUUCGUAUUUAAUUCAGGAAAUAGUUUUAAUUCUUUUAAAAACUAUAUUUUCAGGAAUUGAAUGAUUUUUUUACGAUUUUAUAACAGCUAUAUGCACAUGCGAAGCAAUAUCAUGAUGGUCAUUGAGCAUGACGAUAAUUUCGAUAUAUCGUCCCUCAAGUUUCUACCUUCGAUACGAUAAUCGCGAUUGAAAAUAUCGCGAUAAAUCAAAAUAUCGAAAUAUCGACCAACCCUAAAUGAAGGAGUAUAUCUCAUUUCUGAAGGAGAAAUAAUUCUCCCCAUGGAAAAUAGAUUCUUUGAAAGAUUUAUAUGGAGAGCCCGUAACAACAACGGAGAGCUCAUAACAACAGCUACUGUACCUAACCCAACAAUCCCAUACAAGCAUACAGCUAACAUCGGCUUAUCUCGGCCAUAAACUCGGCCCUAUUUCCUAUCAACCUUCAUCCUCGUCUGCACGGGCAUCACUGAUCGUCGAUCUUCAGCAACGACAACACUUAUAGAAAGGCCAAGAUUCAGAGCCAACGAUAAAAUAAUUCGUGGUUGGAAGAAAUCAUUUACUGAAAAAUCCCUUGUGACCUCUGGGAAAUUCUCCUUUAAAAUAUUACUUAUCGUACGAUGAGUAUAGUUUUGUUUAACCCACUGUUGUAUUUGCUCAAUAUUUUUUUCUAAGUACUUCAUAUUGUUUUAAACUGUGCCGUUAUUUACGCAGAACAGCAACACAACAACCAAUUUUAGCGCAAAACUUUUCUAUAAAUUACUAACCAAUCAAUUUGCAAACGUCUGAUCACUUGAUGGGAGGGGCACUCUGGGUAAGGUCAGUGUGUGUGGCGUCAAAUGGUUCAAUUUCAAAAAGGUAACUUUUUCGCGGGUUUUGUGAACAAAGUGGUAAGCACGAAAAAGGUCAUGGGAAAUUUGCGAUUUUUACUUUUCAUGAAAAACUUGACAACGUAAAAAAGGUGGGAAUAUUGAGACAGCGAGCAUGUGAUGGGAAGGUUAAAAAUACUUGGGUACUUUAGUCUAAAAAGGUAUGUUUUCAGUUGUGGCAAAAUAUUUCAUAUCAUGAAAAAAGGUAGGAAAUUCGCGCUAAUCAACCGGAGCAGAAAAGUGAAAUCCUGAAAGUUUCACAAAAUUCUGUUUUCAAUUUUCGGAAUUUAGUGAAAAUCAGAAUUACCGAAAGCCUCCACUGAUUUUUGUGUAUUACUAUUUAUGAGAUAAUAUUGAAUAAAUAAGGAGAUAAAAAAUUCCCAAAUGUACAAUAUCUGUAUAGGAAAACCAAGUUUGCUAGAAUAAUUUUGUGGUGUUGUGUUUAGUCAUUUAUUUUUAGCUUAUAGGUUACGAAUUAUAAUGAUUUAAAUAUCUUAGGAACUGAAAUAUGCAAUAAAACUAUCACAUAAAAACAGUUUGAAUUUGCAAUCUUUAUAGAUAACACUCAGCCAGAAUUUAAACAAUCACUAUAUGUUGCUGAGGUAAAGGAAAAUACCAAUGUUGGUGAUGAAAUCCUCAAAGUUUCUGCAUUUGAUUAUGAUCUGGAGACAUGUGUUGAUAAGCAUAACUGUCCCUGUGGUCGUGUCAAGUAUUCUAUCAAGAAGGGAAAUGAAGAUGGAAUGUUCUAUAUUAACCCAGACAGCGGGGUUAUAAGUCUGACCAGGAAGCUGUAUGGUCAAUAUGAUCCAAUUUCUCUCACCAUCCUGGCAAAGAAUGGAGGAGAUCUAAACACGGUUGAAGAGAAUCAAAGUAACAAAGCAAUGGCUACUGUUGUUAUAACUAGUGUUCAAAACUAUGACAAUGGCGGGAGAGAACGUCGAUCACUUCACCACCGUACACGUAGAAGUGUAACGGUAAGUUAAAUCAAGCAUGCGUAUGGUCAGUGUUUCUAUAAACCUUGCAGCGUUGUCAGUUCCAAAUGUCCAUCUACAGGAAAUCAUGUGUGGGCAGCCCGGCACCCGUUGCAAACGGGCUAGUCCUGUACAAUAGAAUUUAAUCAUUUCUAAGAGACAAUCUCACAAUACUAGAAUGAAAUAUUUCUCCUGAAAAAUUGCACUAUUGUCAUAAAAAGAACCAUGGGCGUCAAGUGGGGGGACGAAAUUGACGAAUAUCUAAUUACACACACACACACACACACACUUUUUGACAUGUUUAAUGACAUUUUGUUUCUUGGUUAUCUAAAAACCUAAUGCAUGGUAUGCUGUUCAUCAAAAAUUGUGAUUGAAAGGAAGACAUUUAAUAAGAAGAAGCACAACGUAUGAUCUUUCUGUAGUCGCUGGGAGCAAAUAUUGACAUCGCAUAUAUUAUGUAAAAUUGUAAAUACUUAAACUGAAUAAUUUCGUUUUAACUGAGUUUCCCUUGCAUAGAUGAUUAUUAUCAAAAUAAGGCAAAUGGUUAACAAUUUAAUAAAUUAUUAGCAUUAAAAUAAGGGUGAGGACAUGUUAGGCUUCGUCGAGAGUAACGUCUGUUCACAGGCUAGGACAUGUUGGUUUUUAGUGGAUUUCUCAGAUGGUUAAACAUGGAUUUAAGAUCAUGCACAUUGUAAUAUAACUUUAUAUGUGCCUCCAAAACGCUGGGAAUGCCGUUUCAGUGUACCAAAAUUUAGAAAAAAAGGUCGGGUAAGAUACCUCCGGACCUUCCUAGUUUCGAGUCCGUCCCCCACACACACUUUUUGUGAUAGAUUGACGCCCUUGAAAAGAACAUUUUAGGAAUGAGUUUGAGAUCACAUUAUAAGGCGGUGACUUUUGAAAUGAUUCUAACUUAAAAAUAUGUCGUUAAUACUUUAAUUUGUAAGAAGAGAAACCCAAAAGAAACGCAUUGAUUAAUAUGUUAGUGUGUUCGUUAAAAUUGCUGCCAUUUUUUUAGACAUAUAACUCUUUGGAAAUAACGUUUGAAGCAGUUACAAACGAAACAUUCUUUUCUGCUGGAUGUACAAUCAACUACCGCCUGUAUUUGGUUCAAAAUAGCAGUGCUUCUCCUGAACAGCUGACCUCAAUGCGCAUACAACUGAGUUCUGAAAAUCUUGAGCUAGGUGACGUAUAUUCAGUGAAUGUUUCUAAUGCAAGUGGUGCUCCAGGACUUAUCGAGCGUCCUAAUGCUGAUACAGUGCAGUUUGCUGCAGCGGGCACAUUGAAAGCUAGUGGUUAUAUGGAAAUAAAAUUCGACGGACGUGUUCGAGCUUCAUUAGAUCCAUUGGCUCUACUCCAAGUUGCUUUUACUAUGAAUGCGACUACGUCAGGUUCUGUAACGUACGGUCCCAAAUAUUCCUCUGAACUUUAUACAACCUAUCCUAUAAUCAAGUUUGCACGUACCACUGAAGGAGGUGAGAUAUAAAAUAUUAGUCUUAUUUUUCACCUUCCUCGGUUUCCUUUGUUCUUAUCGGGGAAUAUAUUCAAUAUUCCCGUCUGAUCAAUUUCCGUUUAAUAAUCCCCUCUAAUAUUCACCUGCAAUAUCUUUGCAGCACAAAAAAUGCGAAAAAACAACAUAACGAAGGCAAUAUGGCAUUAAGAAUUAUUUCUAUUCUGACUCAUUAACGCGGCCUCGCAAUGUGAAAAAUAAGUACGUUAUUUUGAGGCACCUCGGGGAUAUGUGUUUAUUCACCUCGGCGCUGCGCGCCUCGGUGAAUAAAUCACAUACCCCUCGUUGCUUCAAAAUAACCUAUACUUAGAAUCUUAGGCACAAGUUACAAUUUAGUGUUAUUAGUGUUAUAGUGCUGCAUGGUGUUAAUAUUAUUGCAUGUAAUUAUUACUAGCUGUUAUCUUUAGUUUUAGUGUUAUUUUGCUGUUAGUCUGCUACUGUGACUUUUGUAAUUUGUUAUUAUAACUAUUACCAGUUACGGCUAUACUGUUACUGAAGCUGUUACUGCAUGUGUUAAAAUUGUUGCUGCAGUUGUGAUUAUUACUAUAGUAUUGUAACUGUUAUUGUUGGACCUCUUGCUGUUAUCUCCAUGCAGGCCCACGCAACGUUGCUCUGUGCAAGGAUGAUUCUAUUAAUCCUAACGUUGUUGCUGUUGCACUCGCUGUUGCUGUGAUUGCUAUACUGUUUCCAUGUACUGUAACUGAUUCAUUACUGUAGCAUUCAUCAUUACAGUUAGUCUGAUACUCUUACGGUUAUUUUACAAUUAAUGUUAUAACAGUUGUUCUAUGCAAGUAUACUAUUAGUUUUUGUAUUACUGUGUUUCUUAGUGUUGCUGUUAGAAACUAUUACUCGGUUCGAUAUUGGGUUUUUUGCUGUUAUCGUACUAUUUCUGAAAUACCAGCUGUUACUAUUAUCAAUACUGUUUCUGUUACAAAUACUGUUGCUGCUACUAAUUGCAGUGGCAGCAGAACGGGGUUUAUCAUGGGGGGCUGAGUUGGGUACCGUAGUUUUCAGCUGAGUGCAACAAACACGACAGGCAAACUUGAUGAAUACGCCGGGGGUAUGCUCCCCCAGAAAAGUUGACAAAUUGGGGCUCGGAAAUGCCAUUUCCUGCACUUUUUGCCACCGAAUUGAAGAAUUUAGGCAACAAAAAUUCUGCAAAAUAAUUGCUUCAUGAAUAAUUGCUUCAUGAAUAAUUGCUUCAUGUUUUGGAGUGACUUAGUGGGGGUCAUAUCUUGAAUUUUGGGUGGACUAUUUGCUAAAACAGUUUAUUUUAAACUUGUCUUUUUUCUUCAACUUUUCAGCUGUAGAAGUUGAAACCACACUGGAUUACAACGUCAAUAUAACUCUGCCAUACUUCAAUUUUACGUUUGUCUUUGAAAUCACAACAAUCGUGAACGACUUUCGUUUUCUGAGUAUCGAGAAUGUUCAACUUGGUCCAAUCAGCGACUCAGUGAAGGCUGAGUAUCCAACUCCAACACCAAUGAUAUACACUGGAGCAGACGAUAACAUCACCAGUCGAGUAGUUUUGGACUUCGGAAAUAUCAAGGUAAAUAUUGUCAAAUUAAGUGCAUCACAUGAUAGCUCUGCACAAGAAAAGACUUUAAAACUACAGUAUUUCUCGUUUUAGCGCUCUUUAAAUCUUGCAGUUUCUUCGUGUUUCGGUAUGGCGCUUGUUAAAGUCUGCGCUUAUUAAUUUGAGGGGAAUAAUUUUUGUUAUGCGACGAAACAACUCCUAUAUAUCCUUAAUGCAUGAGGCAACAUGUCAGAUCACAUUACGGGUUGCACGAAGGCAACGCACUGAUCCAACGGUCCCAUCCUCUGCAUCACUGUAUUGGAAAGGAAGGGAUUCAAUUGAGUUAGUUAUAAAAAUAAGACUGCGGAAUUGAAGGCUUGACAAAUUUAAAAUUUUCCGGAGUAUUCGAUCAUCUCAGAUGUCUUUGUCACUGUGAUACAGAGACUCCUAGCACGGAUGCACAUAAGCUAGUGUGUUUUGGUUCACGAAAUGUUAGAGAGUGCUCGCUUCCAAUAAAGAUAGAACAGACACUAUAAUUUCGCUUGACCUCAAAUACUUCGUCACUACCAGCGAGGUAAUGGCUGCAUGGACGAGAGGAAGUUUUCAAGAUAGUUCAAAAUUUAAACUCAGGGUUCACUUUAGUUUAAGGUUAAUGUUAUGAUUGGGUUUAGGUUUAGGUAGAGUAAGGUUUAGCGGUCCUAUGUAGAAAGUUAUAGGUAGGUAAUAAAGGUAAAAUAAUAUAAUUAAUCUGAAACUAUGAACUUCCUGUGUUCUAUAUGAUCAUCUUGCAGGUACUGAAUACAGAUCAAGACUCCAACGAAAUAAAACUUUCAUUCUCAGUCAAAGUGAAUGAUCAUCAUUUGCUUGAAAAUGCUUCAACACAUUGGGUUGGUGUAGGUGCUAAUUCAGGUGAAGAAAUGCUCUGGGUAGGACAAGAUGCCAUCACAUUCUUAAAGGUAACAGCUAGUGCUCUUAUUUUCCUUGUGAAACUCGUUAAUAAUUCAUGAAAAAAACACCAAAGAAAUCAUGACCGUUAAAGAAUUUGUAUAUCUGAUACAAAAUGAUGCUGAUUCACAGCCUUCGGCUCGAGUUAGUAGUGCUAUUUCAAAAACUCAUUAGUAAUUCAUGAGGAAAACACAAAGAAGAAUCAUAAGCAUAUCGUAUCUUUAUAUGUGAUAGAGAUUUCACAUGAUUUAUAUAAACUUUAACGUUGAUUUUCUCGACAUACACAACGUAUUUUUUGAAAAUUACUUCGCCAAUGAACUUACCAGGUCGAUCGUUUUAAUUUUGAAGCAAUUUAACUAACAUUCCCAGUGCGUGUUUUGUGAGACCUAACGAUACUCGGCUUCGCCUCGUAUCUUUAUAUCUGAUAAAACACUGCUGCUCAUGUUUUAAAUAGUACAUCAUGAGCAGCAGUGUUUUAUCAGAUAUAAAGGUACGAGGCAAAGCCGAGUAUCUUUAGGUCUGAUAAAACACGCACUGCGAAUGUUUUAGAUUGCUUAAAAAACGAUCGAUCUAGUAAGUUCAUUGGCGAAGUAAUUUUCAAAAAUUAUGUUGUGUAAGUCGAGAAAAUGAAAGUUAAAGUUUAUGUAAAUCAAGGUAAAUCUUUAUCGCAUAUAAAGAUACGACACGCUUAUGAUUUUCUUUGAGUGUUUUCCUCAUGAAUUAUUAAUGAGUUUUUGAAUAUCCGAUACAACACGCCGGCCGCUCAUGUUGUAAAUAGUAUACCUCAAGAGUUUAUAGGAUUGGGUUUCGAGGAACCGGCUUGAAACGGGAACGAAAUAUCAUGUUUAUGAAUGGAGAUCGCAUAAUUCUAAUAUCAUGAAGAAUAAUCACCACGAGAGUAUGUUGGUCACAUGCAAGACGAUUCCUUGGACACCAUGACCAUCGCUGAAAUUGUGUUUAAACAGUUACUUGUCAGUAAAACUUGUGCAUGUUAUUACUUUAAUUAUAUACUGAUGACCAUGAUGCCUUCAUAUUCAACUUGAAUUUUGAUGGUGAAUUACCUGAAAUAUGUGGUCUAUGUAUUAUUGUUUUGUUUUUUGUAUUGUAUUGUAUUGUAUUGUAUUGUAUUGUAUUGUAUUGUAUUGUAUUGUAUUGUAUUGUAUUGUAUUGUGCUGUGUUGUGUUGUGUUGUGUUGUGUUGUGUUGUGUUGCAGAUGUUGACUAGAUUUCAUUAUUUGUUAAAUUCAGUGUACCCAAAUUCCACAUAUUAUGUUUAUUUUCGUAUUUUCCUACCAUUUAGGAUGAACCAUACUUACACGCCGAAAUCCAAGCCAUGAACAAAACAAAUCCUACUCGUUAUUAUAUAAACGAUUUGCUAAUAUUUUCUUGGAAUGUCAAACAUGCAGAAAAUGGUUCAUAUGAAGAUGCAAGUGACGUGAAAGUUUUAUUCUAUUUCUCGUCAUCUCUUGAACGGGUAGCUGAAACUGGUCUGUCUGGUGGUUCGAUACAGGAAACUACCGAAGCUGGGAGAACUGUUUUGACAUAUUCGCACAGUGGUGGAACGCUUGCACUUGGUAAGUACAUCAAUCAUAUACUAUAGUCAGUGGUGCCUAAAUUACUUCCAAUUUGUACUCGAGUCAAAGUAGAAGUAAUUAACAACUAAAGAGUAGAAAGUACUGGAGAGUAAGAGUAAGAGUAAAACGUACUGGAGGCAAAACGUACUUAAGUAAAAAGUACAAACUAUCCUUAAAAAAUAGUUGAAGUAAAAAGUAAAAGUACUAUUGUCUUUGGCGUGUAGGGGGGGGGGGGACUUCUCCAAUGGAUUAACAUACAAAACAACACACGCAUUAUAUGCGUGCAUGCACCUAAUAUACAAUAUUUCACGGCAUGGUCUACUUUCCAGACCCACCUAUAAUAUACAAUAUUUUACGACAUGGUCUACUUUCCAGAUCCCGUUGAAGAUAUAAGAAAUCUGGAAUAAAUCACGUAAAAUUAAACAAAAGUUAGAACGUAACGAAAUACUUCGCCACAAAAUGAAGUACUCCAAAGAAAGUUUUCUUUGUUACAUGCUGACUUCUCAAAAAUAGAACUCAAGUACAAUAACGAAGUACAUUUACUUCGUUACUUGACACCACUGACUAUAUAUAGUCUACUAGCUCUUUUUCUGUUUUUUAUACACCCGAAAUUUCGUAGCACAACACCAAAUUCAUUGCAGUUCUGACAGGGGCGGAUUAGCACGAUCAGUAUAGGACCAGGCUAUAGCGCAUAUAGGCCGCGUUUGUGACGUCAUCAAACAAACUUCUUGAACGCAAUUUAAAAGAUUAACUAUGAUAUAUACUCGGCCGUCUGCUUUUAUCUACGACUAUGUCCACAACCUGGCGGAGGUGAGACCCUGUGAAACAGUUUGCUAUAUAAACUGUAAUAUUCUGUUUAAUUUGAAAAUAUUUUUCCAUUUUUCACCUGAAUUAUUUAGUUGUAAUUUAUUACUAAAUUUCAAUUAUAGGGACCCACAAUUGUCAAGAAGCAGGGGCCCAUCGGGGUAUCGCCCGGUAGUCCGGUGGACUAAUCAGCCCCUGCAUGAGACACUGAUUUAGUGUGAAUUGUAUACACUAUAUGCAUGUUAUACUUUGUGUUAGUGAACACGCGUGCACAAAAUGAUAUUUACACCCAAUAUGGUGUAUUAAAACGCCUUUUAGGUGUACCUUAUACCGUUUACACGAAACAGAGUGUAAAUUUAACACCAUUUUAAUUUAUGCAAACCAUGCAGAGUAGCGAGCGAAAGCAUGACUGAUAUUAAACUGCUAUUAAAGAAAAAUAUACUCGCAAGAAACAUAUAUCGCAAGUAUGUGCUUCUUGACAGUGUGCCAAUUCUUUAUAUAUUUGCGAUGUUAGGAUGAUAAAUGAUUAAGUUAAUUUAUCCACUGAAAUGAGCCGAAAUUUAACCGGCAUGCAGAUGACGCCAAACGGGCUUCCUACACAACAUGUCAGUUUCUGAAGUAUUUAAAUUUUAUCCGGUAUAGAUAUAGCGAGAUAAACGGUGGGAAUAGCGACUUAAUUUAAUGCUUUAGGCUUAGUUCGACCAACCGCCAUGCAGGAGUUACAUCAUUCAGCUAAAAUCACUGUUUCUACAAAAUAAAACGAUUAGCUAAGUCAAGUUAGAUCUAAAUUUCAAAUUUUGCUUCUGUAGCGAAUGAUUUAACUGGUACAAUUAAAGCAAGAGUCAAAAACACUGUUACACCAUUGGCUGAUUUGAAUGUUGAGAUAAAGAUCCAGUACAAGACAAGCAAAAGUGAAGUUCGUCCAAUCAGAACAUACAAACCCAACCCAGGCUACCUUGCAGGAGUGCCUUCCUUUAAUUUAUCAUCAAACGCACCUGACAGACUUGUGAAUUUUGGACUUGUGAAUAUUGGACAGCUUGUUGAUAUCACUGUCAAGAUUUUAGUCCGGAAAAUGACAUUGGAGGGAGAAUUAUAUGUAAGUAAAAUAUAUACAUUAUAUAACAUUUGUUAAUGCUUAAUUAAUGAUAUGAACCUAAUUAAAAUAUCUAAUUCACCGUUUAAAAUAGAGCAGUUAGAGCUGAAACAUGAGUACUCUAUAAUAUAGACAAAUCGCCGAUUCGUAUACUUUUCAGUUGAACAUGUAUAAACCAAGUUUACCGAAAUUUCUAUAUGUAAUUAACUGGUAAACAAGCAUAUAUAGCCAUGACCAUGAAAACAUGCAUUAAUAUUUUCUUUAAUUUUUACUUGCAUUUCCGCGAUCGAACCGAAAUUUACCGAAUCUUUUUUAUUAAUUUUUAAAUUACCGAAUCUUUAUCAAGUAAAGCAUUGCGCACUGAGUUUCGCUUUGCCAGAUAGUCGAGGUCUGUUCAGUUAUAUACAUACACACUACGAAAGCAAAAAAGUGAGAAAAUUCCGUACAAUCAUUCAUGUGUGACCAUCCAUAUUUCGCAGAAACAUUUUCUUGCGAAGAAUUUCGCCGUCAUAGAAUCAGAUUCGAAGAUUAUAUAUAUAUAAGAUUAGAAGACAAACUUGAGUUACUUCAUAUGAGAACUUUAGUAUUUCACAUAAACUAUAAAUGAAUAGCUAUAAAUGAAUUUUUGAAUUAUUUAGGUCAUCCUUCCUGUCGUAAACAGCUCAGCCAUCAUGCGUUUUGUACCUCAUGAAUCAUUCAAAGAUAAAUCUUAUGGUUCAAACAUUUUAGCCCCAACUUUUACUAGUUCUGAAGCAACUUUCAAUUCAACCAGCAGCAAUAAAACAUACUAUGAUAGAGCUGAGAUUGAUCUUGGGCAGAUUAAAAACAACGCUGUUACGGAUUCUGCGCUUGCCUCUGCUGAUGAUAAUACAGUAACAUUAAGCUUCAAAGUUGUAUUGGAGGACAAUAAUUACGUGGUGAAUCGUUCUAACUAUAAGAUUGGUGUCGGAGUAAAAGGAAGCCAGCAUAUGAUUUGGAUCAGUCAAAUGACCUUCAUUGCAAACGUGCUUCUCACUCGACAACCAAGAUUACUUAUUGAAGCACACUCCAUGAAUGCCAGUGACAGCCUAGUUCAAGGGUAAUGUAUUCUAUAAUUUGUUUUCUAAUUUAAUUACAGUUCACGUUUCGAGUGAAAAUUCUGCGCUGAAAGUGAAUGAAAACGUGAAUUGAUCCACUCAAACUGCAUGAAAUACCAUAUAAAAGCGAAUAUUAGAGUUAUUUUAUAAGUACACAAUUUAAAAAAGCGAAUAUUAGAGUUAUUUUAUAAGUACACAAUUUAAAAAAGCGAAUAUUAGAGUUAUUUUAUAAGUACACAAUUUACACAGUACUAUAAAUGUGCAGGAUAUACGUCUGAAUUACGCUUUCUAUAUAUGUCCAAAUUAAUUGUGAUCUUUAUUUCUUUACUACCAGCUCUGUUGUGGAAUACAACUUCACAAUUUCUUACAAAGAAAACUCUGGUGCUCAUGCUAUUGAUGUGGAAGUGCUGUGGAUGUUGCCCGUUUACACCAAGUAUUUGCAUACCAACCAAAAUUCAGGUUUCCAGAUAGUUAAUUCAGGAAACAACGUCGCAUUUAAGGUAAUAUUUUGGUCAAUUUUUUAAAAAAUAAUUUGAGGACAUACCUAUUCCUCUCUCAACACACAAUAGAUGCUUUAAGAAACAAUUAUUAUAAGAACAUAUAUGGAUAUAUACAGUGGCGUAACGGAAACUCCUGAGGCCCCGUUUAAUUUUUAAGUGGGGCCCUAUUUUUUUUCCAAAAAAAUGUUGGCGAGCUGGGAGGGGGGGGGAGGAGGAAAAAAGUUUUUCGAACCAUAUUCAUUAAGAAAUGUGUUCAAAUAAAUUUUCCGGACUAUGACAAGUAAAAAAAGUCACAAAAAUUUUCUCCAUCCAUGUCUACUAAAAAAAGGGGUCCAAAUUUCACAAUUUCACUAAUUCCUGCUUUUGGGGGCCACCGUUGCAAAUUUUCUGGCCCUCUAUAACUGAGGCUUAGGCCAAUUUUUCCAAUGUACUAGCAAAAAUUUUGUGGUCAUUUUUGCGGGAGCCCCCCAGGCGUGGGGGCCCCAGUCUCUGGACACCCGCCAGUUACGCCACUGGAUAUAUAAAACCUAAACUUCUAAAAUUUUAAAAAGGCUAGAAACUAUAUUUUGGGCAAUUUCCAUACUAAAAAAUUACAAUACUGAAAUACAGGAAUCCCGUAACCUCAAACUAUUCUUAAUCUUUAUGUUAGUAUAACCAUUACAUCCCGACACUAUAAUAUAAUUCUAUCCCUAAUUCUUACGCUAAUCUAUUCCCCAACUUUAAUCCUAGUCCUAUCCCUAAUUCCUAUGCAUGUUCUUUCCGAUCACAUUUUCGUGAACCUUCUUUGACGGAUAAACAAUCAUAAAGAAUACAACAGAAUAUAACAUUGCAUUAUUUUAGUUGAGCAAACUAGACUUUGGCGAAACUCCUUCUGUAUCCUUCUCCGUUGCAUUGGAUCCUGAUAAAACACUGACUAAAAGUGGAAAGAAUUAUGCAGUAACUCCAGUUGCCCUGACCUACCAGAACAAACAGCAGAACAUUUACUAUGAACCCCUGGUGCCAAUGUCUGUUCAUUUCAAAGUUCCAGGUAAGGUCCUUGAUAUCAAAGUUGACGCCUUAGAAAAUUCUCAGAAAUAGCAAAAAAAUGAGAAGUUUAACCCAAUAAGUUGCAUUGCGCCUUACUUUAUUAUUUUACUCUGUCUCACGCCUGAAGAUUUUACUCGUCAGGGGGAAAGUGCUGACAUUCAAUGGAGUUAAUCAGACUAUCUGCCCAUGUGUCUAGUUAACCAAUUAAGUUGCAUUGCCCUCUGCUUUAUUAUUUUACUCUGUCUAAUGCCAGACGAUUUUACUCGUUAAGGAGGGGAGAGUGCAUACUGGCACCCAAUGGGUUAAUGCAGUGAUAGUUAAGUACUACCUGUAUAGUUAAAACAUGAGCAGUCGAUCUUCAUCUGAUAUAGCCUACAAACUCGAGCCGAAGGCGAGAGUUUGUAUAUCAGAUAAAACAUCGGAUGCGAAUGUUUUAACAUGCUUAAAACACGACCCAUCAUAAGAGUUAAUUGGCGAAGUAAUUUUAAAAAUAAACAUUGUCUAAGCCAAGAAAAUCAAACAUUUCUUUUGUAUUUUCCUCAUGAAUUAUUAAUGCGUUUUUAAGUUUAUAUAUUUUAUCAUGCAUAUCUCGUUGAUCAUGGCCAUGGGUUUAUAUGUAUGAACUUAUCAAUAGUUUUGUUUUUCCAUUGCUUUACAGUGCAACCUGUUAAAAAACCUCCAAAUGCAGUUGUUGGUAAGAUUUUUAUUUCAAAACGUGAUAAAUAACGUUUUAAUUUCGACUAUAGAUCUAAAAAGGUUUUGUUGUUUAUCAUAUAUACUCAUUAUAUAUUUGAAACAAUUAAGGACUAUAUAUGUGGAUAUACGUCAUUGUUUUCUGAUGUAUAGAUUGUUUGUUACUUUAAAUUUUUCUAUUUUUAAGCUUUUAAAACUAGUAGCACAUAUAUUAUUAUAAAUAGUUCACUUUAAAAUGUGGUCUAACUGGUUUAAUUUUUUUAUCAAUAGAGUUUUACCAGCGAGGCUUCUUGAUUAACAACUCCACCUCUGCUAUUUACAUUUGUUCUGUUUCAUCAAAAAGGUACGUAUACAUGGAUUACAAAACAGAAAUAGUAGAAUAUAUUUAUUGUUUAUGAUGGUUAUGUAUGCUUUUACGGAACUUUCAUUGACGUACAUUUUACGUCUACGUACAUUUUUUCAAUUUUGCUUUUAUAGACACAAACCAAGUUGCUUCUGGACAAACACAAAAGGAGCAACCUGGCGAGGUACAGUAUAUAAUUAUAUAGUGUUGCAAUUUCCGUCAUCAUUACUAUCGAUAUUCACUGUAAGUUUAAUUUACUUAUAAACAUGUGUUAUGAAUCAAUGCCUGACAAAAAGAAGCCAUACAUUAAGGUGAUGUUAUACAGAGGACAACUUUUAACGACAACUCGCAAUGCAAAUUGUUACAGAACCAAUCAAGUUUCGUAUAACCUCAUUUACAUUGCAAGUCAGUUGUCGUUAUACAAGUUAUCCCUUGUAACAUCGCCUUUAGAGUGGCUCCUUCAAAUUAAAUUGUCCCAACUUGUUAUUAUGUAUAGUUGGUUGCAUGCACCAGUUAAAGCUUUUCACAAAUUAUUCAAAGUAAAUUCAAGAAUUAAAAUUUAAUUCCCCAUAAUAUAUUCAGUCGUCAUGCUAUAGUCUUGUUCGCUAUAAUCAUUGACUGGUUAGGUCACCCUUGUAUGUUCAUGACACUAAUAAAUUUCAUCCUGGGCAUUCUCUUAUCCUGGCCUAGCUAGUUCCCUCAUAUCGUUUUGCACACUGUCCCUCCGUUUCAUCCGUUGUCUCUCAACAGUUCGUCAUCCUGCUACUGAAUGUCUCUCUAUAUGCUACUUUGACUGAAUCUUCCUCCAUUCUUCUCGAAAGUAUCCAAACAAUUGCAUUCUUAUUUCUCUUAUCUUCUCUAAUACUGCAACAACGCCCGCUUCCGCUGUUCUGUCAUUUCUUCGUCUGUCUUUUAAGGACAUUUCAAAUUUUCAUUUAUCUCCUAUCCAGCUGCUGUUCUCACCUCCAUAAGAAGUAUACAUUAUAACUGCGCUGUAUACUGUGACGUGAAUCGUCAAUUUGAAGCUUCAAUUUGAAUCUCUUCGACAUCUUCCUCUCCAAUACCACACAGUUUGCCUCAUUCUGCUUCUCCCAACCGCUCUUGAUCCUCUCUUGCAUCACAUCUUGUUCACUUUGUGGUGUUAUAAGUGCUCGCGCUCAGGUGAAGAUAUAUGUUUUUGAUGUUGCUGUCUAAGUGUGUCCACACCGGGCAAGUGUGUUUAAAAGUUUGCUUGAUCGCGGUGGGAAUCGCAUUUGAUUUGCUAGAUGGUCUACCAACUGAACAACGAGGUAGAGCAUUGGACUCGCUCAGAGUGCAACAUCAUAAACAUAUAUCACCACAAAUAGAAAAUACAUGAUCAUGAAAAAACGUACUGAUGUCGAAGGAACUAGACAGUUCCGAAAUAUUACCUACUCGAACCGACUUGACCUCGUAGCUCAGUUGGUAGCAUUGCAUGGACUAGCAAACCAAAGGUCGCGGUUCGAUUCCCACCGCAUGCAGUCAAGCAAACGUUUGAGUUGCCCGGUAUGGACACACUUCGAGAGCAAGAUCACAAACACAUAUCUUCUUCAAUUCCUCCCUCUUUAGUCAUUAUCAAUCUAUUAAUUAUCAAUUAAGAUAUUUGAACCAUGUUUCAACCUGUUGUGAUGUACGUCUUAUAAUUCUGCUUCACAAGUUGUCAAGUACAAAAUAAAAAAGAUAAAGAUCGAUAGUGUCAAUACUGUAAAUUGCAUACCAUGCAGGAUAUGUACAAUAUACAGUACAUCUCGUUUGUUUGUUUAAUUAAAAUAACUAAAACUUAUUUUGUUCUUUUUAGCGGUUGACGUGAUGGUCAUUUCUAUUAUUGGUAUUGACAACGCCAAUAACAUGGUGUAUGGUGUUGGUAACAACAUGAUGAGUUACAUGAAGUAUGUGCCAAACAAGGGUAAAUGGUACUCUAUAUCACGUGACCAAUGGCAGCAAGCUCAGUCCACAUUGUCUGAUCAUGAAGUUGUUAAGAUUGAAGAGAGUGAUGCUGAUGAAGAUGUACCAGCUAGUAAUAAACAGAAGAUCAUCGCGAGUGGAGAGAAGUGGGGAGGUAAAAUAUUUUACCAUCUGAUAGUUCACAAUAUAAAUUAAAAGUUAUUCCGAAAAGUUAUAUUGUGCAUUAUACAGAAUCUGAUUGGUUAUACCGUUAUGUCGAUUCUAUUUGGGCAUAGUCUUGACUAUAUAUAGGCAGUUCACUAUAUAGAAAAAACGUAUUAAGGUUUAAAGAAUUCGCCCACGACGUCAGUCAAAAUUCAUAUAUGUACCCUCGCCUUAACAACCCAUUGACGCUCAGCACGUUCCUUCGACAAAUGAAAUCGUCUGGCGUUAGACAGAGUAAAGUAUCAAAGCAGGGAGCAUUAGGACGCAUUAUGACAUAAUUAAAACUCUUGUAUAUCACCAGACAAAAUUAUACUGAGCGUUAAUUUGGCAUCUUUAAUCUUCGUUUUUAAAGAGCGUAUUUCAGUAAUUAAAAGGUGUUGUCCAUAAAAAUGAUAUUCUAUAUACAAUAAUCAAAGGAAUUAUAUGCGAACCCCAAGUCAAUUAUAUAGUUCUUUUCUUGCGUGUUGAAAUUUCUGCUUCAAAUAAGAUUCAGUAAUUAUAUUUUAGUACUACAAUGUUAUCAAUGGCAACGACAAUCUAAUUUUUAUAUUUUCUUUCAGCAACCAAAAGUGGUGUCUUCCAUUAUUCGUCUCAAAAUCCCGGUUGGAAACGUAAAGCAUUGUGGAAUUCUUGCAACUAAAACAACAUUCAUUUCCCAACUUUAUUUCGUUGUUUAAUUUAUUUAAUAUUGUAGAUGUAUAAUUAUUAACAAUGCCAUAUAGGACGGUAUAUAUAUAGUCAUUGAGCAUUGUCUUUUAUUGUUUUCAUGUUUUAUAUAUUUCUAGUAUGCACGAUUUUAUCAACAGAAAGAGUAUAGGGAUUGCAUAUUAUUCAGGAAAAGUCAGUCUUUGAACGAUUUUGUAGCGAGCAUGUAUAAAUUGUAAUUUAAGUGUUUUUAAAAGGCAAAACGGAUUACUUUAUACUAGAUUGUAGAUUUCCAGACGUCGACCCUAUGUAUGUAUGCAUCGUUGGAGACUUGGAGCCAGAUAUAUUGACAAGUCAAUGUAUAUUAAUUUGCCAGUCGAUGCAGUAUAAAGUUAUUGUGUAAAGGCUGUUUUCCAUUACGCCCGCUUGCCGCGUGGGUGUUGCACGCGUACGUACGCCCGUUCUCCAAUAAUUUCCCACUGGCGGAAUGCGCGGGAAAAACAAAAGCAAUAUGGUGGCCCUUAAUCGGAGAAGACUUCUUAAGUUGAUUAUUUUAAGGCGAAUAUUAAGAAGAGGAAAGUACAAAAAGGGAUUCUGGAUGCGAGAAAUCUACAAAGAAAGGAAAUCUGAGUAAUCUCAUUGAUUUAUUCCAACCACGCGAGUUAACGAUUGCGCGAGUUCGCCUGCCGGAACGUUAAAAACAUUUUAACUUCAAUCGCGUAUCCGCAAGCACCAGAGCGGACGUAAACUCUUACGUGCAAGAAACCUACUGCGCAUGCCCAAACGAGAUCGCUUCGCCCGCGCGCGCGCAAAGCGGCCGUAACGGACAUCAGCCUUAAAGUUAUUGGAUGAGGUGUAAAGUUUGCUUCGUAUGUUGACAAUGUAAAUUAAUAAAGGUUGCUGUUUUAA